AUGGCAAUGGCUGAUGUGAAUGGUGAUAAUAAACUGGAUAUUGUUGUUGUAAAUAACGAUGGGACCAGCGUUGGUAUUCUUCUGGGCGUGGGCGAUGGUACAUUUGGUUCUCAGACUACUUAUCCAACUGGUGACUCUCCAACUCAAGUAGUAAUAGCUGAUGUGAAUGGUGACAAUCAUCCGGAUUUAGUUGUUCCAAAUUCCUCUGUAAACAACAUUAGUGUUCUUCUCAAUUCAGGCAGUGGUACAUUUCUUCCUCAAGUUUCUUAUGCAUGUGGUGGUAAUGGUCCACAGUCAGUAGCGGUGAUUGAUGUGAAUGGUGAUAAUAAUCGAGAUAUUAUUAUCGCAGUUUCCGGUGCGAACAAUGUUACUGUUCUUCUCAAUUCGGGCAGUGGUACAUUUCCUUCUUUGACUUCUUAUACAACUGUUAACGCUCCGUAUUUCGUAGCGGCAGCUGAUCUGAAUAAUGACAAUUAUCCAGAUAUAGUUGUCGCACUUUCUGGUGCGACCAACAUUGGCGUUCUUCUCAAUGCAGGUAAUGGCACGUUUCUUGCUAUAACAACUUAUACUACUAGUACCGGUCCAUGGAGAAUAACAUUAGCUGAUGUGAAUAUUGAUACCCAACCGGAUAUUGUUGUUGUAAACAGAGAUUCGGCCAAUAUUGGCGUUUUUCUCAAUGCAGGCAGUGGCACAUUUUCUGGUCAAACUACUUAUACAACUGGUUCUAGUACCUUUCCAAACACACUAGCAGUAGCUGAUAUGAAUAGUGAUAAUUUACCAGAUAUUGUUGUCGGACUCCAGUCUACAAGCAAAAUUGGUAUUCUUCUCAAUGCAGGCAGUGGCACGUUUGGUGCUAUAACCGUUUAUACAGCUGGCGUGAGUCCAGAAGGAAUGGCAGUAGCUGAUGUAAAUGGUGACAGUAAACCGGAUGUUAUUGCUUCAGGAAACAACGUGAACUCAGUUAGCGUUCUCCUACAUUGCUAA
Molecule: messenger RNA, 984 nt
Organism: Adineta steineri
Lineage: Eukaryota; Metazoa; Rotifera; Eurotatoria; Adinetida; Adinetidae
Source: the annotation of a GenBank genome assembly